UUCUGAAAAUGAAACUAGGAAUGUCCCAAUUAUCCAAAAUUAGAAAUAUAAUUUAUGCAUAUCUUUAAUAUUGAAAAUGUAUUUAAGACCAUCGAAUAUACGUUAUUCGCAGGAUUCAAUAAAUAAUGUAUUUGACAAAAGGUGUAAUCAUAGUUACAAACCAAUUGGUGAAACUUUGGAUGCAAUAUGUGAGGGAAGAUGCUCUGUGAAUGAUAUUCCUACUAUUUCGGUGGUACUGUGUAAUGGAAACUGGGUUACUGCUGACAAUAGACGUCUUUGGGUCUUUAGACAACUGGAAAGACUGGGAAAAUGUGACAAGGUGCUCGUGCAAAAGGGAUAUUAUAUCCCUGAUUCGAAAAUGACUUCAGAAAAUGAUGGUUUAACAGUGUGCGUCCGAGGAUCUCCCGGGGGAUAUUGGCAUCAAAAGUCAAAUGCACCAAAGCGGCCAAUCAACUCGCCUAAAAAUUCAAAUAAUAGGGGCAUAUAUGACUUCAAUUCAUCAAGCGCAGGUACGCAAAACGUUAUUUCAAAAAUACCUUCAAACACCGGACACGGAAGUCAAAAUAGAUCAACUUCCAGUAUAAAGAAAGUUGUUUCUAACACAACAUUAACACCUGGACACGGAUAUCAGAUCAGACCAGCGUCUAUUUCACGCAACAGUGAAUACAGACAGCAUCAAGAAGGGUUUGGCAAUAUUGAGAGUAACAGUGGUAGACAGUACAACAGACAUAACGAGAGUCGUCAUGCGUUAUUAUCAGACGAGCUUGUAUAUCGUGACUCAUAUGAUAGUGAGAAACAAGAUGACUGCUGCUGUAUCAUAAUAUAACAUGAUGUAGGUCGACUAGUUUUGCCAUAAGUAUUUCAAAUAAAAAGUUAAUCAAUCAAACAAACAUAAACAAAAAAGUAACGUAAAUGUAUUCAGUGAGCUGCAAAGGGAGCGUAGAACAUUUAAAGAGUGAAAAAUGAUAUUGUCAUUGAUUGUGUUGUAGAAAUAUUUAUUCUCGAUAUAUAUAUAGACAUGUUAUAAUAAAGAGACAUGUAUCUCACACUUUAUAUA
Molecule: messenger RNA, 1057 nt
Organism: Ruditapes philippinarum (Manila clam)
Lineage: Eukaryota; Metazoa; Mollusca; Bivalvia; Venerida; Veneridae
Exons: 2
Coding region: 77-826 (249 amino acids)
Source: RefSeq, a predicted model, not a curated record